AUGUCUAAAUUAGACAAACGGUCUACUUCGAGAUCGUUUUCUUGCAGGACAAGCAACGAGUGGUGGUUCGACGAUAUGUCGAUUCUCGGACCAAAAAUCAUCGAAAAGCUGAUAAAGAAUCUCGGAAGUUAUGAUAAGAACAAUGACAGUUUAGUCCUAACAAGAUUUCUCCUCCAUUACCUCAAGACAAAGGUCCAUAGCAAAUCAAACAACAAACUCGAGUACGCAGGUUUAGCUGAUACAGCGGUUCAAGGAGUGAUUUUCGCGGCGAAAACCGCGUUUUCCUGCAGGAAACUCUUCUGGGUUUUACGGGUUUUAUCGGGUUUUAGCAUCAGCAAAGAAUCAAGAAUUGGUUUAGAGAGAGUUAUAGGAGAAAUGUUGGAUCAAGCAACACUUGAUGAUCUUCUGAUACCUGAAGGAGGAAGAGGAGAAAAAGGGUUUUACGAUGUGGAUUUGGUGAUAAGAUUACUCAAAGUCUUUGUGAAAAGUUGCAACACUAAAGAAGAUCAGAAUGUGAAAAUGUUAAGAAUUGGGAAAUUGAUUGAUAAGUAUUUAAGAGAGAUAUCUCCAGACCAGAAGCUUAAAGCGUCAAAGUUUCUUCAAGUUGCAGAGAGUUUGCCAGAUUCAGCUAGAGAUUGGUUUGAUGGAUUAUUCAGAGCCAUUGAUAUCUAUCUUGAGUCUCAUCAAGAUCUAUCAUCCGAAGAUAGAACAAGACUAUGUCGAUGUCUAAACUACAAGAAACUCACAUUGGAGACAUGUAAACAACUUGCAAAAAAUCCCAAAAUCCCUCCAAAUAUUGCAGUUCAAGCACUCAAGUCACAACAAUUACCAAACGAAACUCUUCCACCAAACAAGAGCAGAAAUUCACGUAAGUAUUUAAAAGAGAAACCAAUAAUGGUGCGUUUGAAAGGAUUUGAGAUUUCGGAGAAAUUAGUUGACGGGCUUGAAGAUGAUCUAAGGAUGAAUAUGGAGAGGAAGUAUUGGAAUAAAGUGAUGGAUGGUUCUGAAAAAGUUUGUAAGGAAAAGAAGAGUGAAGUAGUGACAAGAAUGGGGAGACUUGGACAUAAACAUUCAAGUUCUAAUUUUCCAAGGCUUUGUUAA
This is a messenger RNA of Arabis nemorensis, 1101 nucleotides long. NCBI's taxonomy places the organism in Eukaryota, Viridiplantae, Streptophyta, Magnoliopsida, Brassicales, Brassicaceae. The record is from the annotation of a GenBank genome assembly.